Cladophialophora psammophila CBS 110553 is the source of this 795-nucleotide messenger RNA. Its product is annotated as 40S ribosomal protein S3. The transcript has 3 exons. NCBI's taxonomy places the organism in Eukaryota, Fungi, Ascomycota, Eurotiomycetes, Chaetothyriales, Herpotrichiellaceae. Gene Ontology annotation, biological process: translation. The record is from RefSeq and is a predicted model, not a curated record. Gene Ontology annotation, molecular function: structural constituent of ribosome; RNA binding. The coding region runs from base 1 to 795 and encodes 264 amino acids. Gene Ontology annotation, cellular component: cytosolic small ribosomal subunit; nucleus.
AUGACUACCCAACAAGGCGCUAUCAGCAAGCGCCGCAAGUUCGUUGCCGACGGUGUAUUCUAUGCCGAAUUGAACGAAUUCUUCCAGCGCGAGCUGGCCGAGGAAGGUUAUUCUGGUGUCGAGGUCCGAGUCACCCCAACUGUUACCGAUAUCAUCAUCCGUGCAACCCACACCCAAGAAGUCCUGGGCGAACAAGGCCGACGCAUUCGCGAACUCACCUCUCUGAUCCAGAAACGCUUCAAGUUCCCCGAGAACAGCGUCUCCCUCUAUGCUGCCAAGGUGCAAAAUCGUGGUCUCUCCGCCGUCGCACAAUGCGAGUCUCUCAGAUACAAGUUGCUGAACGGCCUGGCCGUGAGACGUGCUUGCUACGGUGUUUUGCGGUUCAUUAUGGAGAGCGGAGCAAAGGGAUGUGAGGUCGUGGUUAGUGGAAAAUUGAGAGCCGCUCGGGCAAAGAGUAUGAAGUUCACGGACGGUUUCAUGAUCCACUCCGGUCAACCCGUCAACGAUUUCAUCGACUCCGCAACCCGACACGUCCUCCUCCGCCAGGGAGUUCUGGGCAUCAAAGUAAAGAUCAUGCGCGGCUCUGACCCCGAAGGAAAAGCCGGCCCACAGAAAUCGCUUCCCGACAGCGUUACCAUCAUCGAGCCUAAGGAAGAACAGCCUGUCAUGCAGCCCAUGAGCCAGGACUACGGUGCAAAGGCAUUGGCCGCUCAGCAGGCAGCACAAGAUGCCAGGGCGGCGGCGGAGGCGGAGCAGGAAGGUGGUGCUGCCGAGGAGCAAUACACCCAGGAGUAG